CUUACGUUGUUUAUUUUUUCAGUUUUAUUUUCUUAUCAUAUUGACAAAUUUAUACCACUGCUACUGUUGUAAAAUAAAGAGUCAAGCAAAUGUAUUUUGUAAAGCUUUAGCAUAGAUCUGAAAAGGGAUAAUUUAUGUGGAUUCACUUUUUAGAUAAACAAAAAACUAAAGCAAAAUGUUAGCAAUAAUUAUGCAAGCAUAAUCAAAUGUAAUGUGAAGUGGGCAGGAUUCUGGUAUGUUGUCUUUAUUUUCAGCCUGUAUCAGGGCACACAGAAUAAUUUGUGGUGAAUCUUAAGCUCCUCAGUCUUCUUUUUCCUGUCAUAUGUAUAAUAGUAUUUCAAUAUCUGAACAUUACAAGAGAUAUUAAUAUAUUUUACUAGAUGGCUUUUAUUAAACUGAUCUGUAUACUCCUGUAAAUUCUAAAUGCACUAAUUGCUCAUUCUUCCUUAAGUAUUUGUUGAGGUUUCAUAGUUUAUGGAAGUAGCAUGGAAUAUUUCUCAAACUUGCACAAAGAAUGUCAGUCCACUCAAAACCAUAAACUACACAAGGAUAUUUCAGACUUCAAAUAUCUAGCAAAAUUUCAACAUACUACUUUAAUCUACCUAUGCAUGCAUCAAAUGCUAAUAACUGAUCCAAAAGCUUAGAUUAAACUCUAGAAAGACGGGUAGAUUAUUCUUUACCAAAUCUUCAAGAAAGAAAAUAUUUAGAGGUACCUACAAAAUCCUAGAGUUAUUAAUCAGAACUAAAAUUCACUACAGCUUCAGUGUAAAUACUGAAAAAAAAAAUUUGCAGAAAGAUCUUUAGAGUUUUUUGUAAAUUAACCUAUAUUCUCUACACUUACUUUUCAUCAUGUUACUGACUUGCUUCCUUAAUCACAGCAGGCAUCCAAAAUAUGUGCUUGUGGAUUCAUCCAUCUAGGGAACAGAAACAUCAUUGUGUGAUUUAUUCAAUCAACCAAAAAUGCCCAAUCUCUUAAAAUAGGACAUGAAAUAUUUACAGGAAGUUAUUUGCAAUGAAGACAUACAAUAUUUUAAGGUUUUGUUUUAUAAUAAAACUGAGGAAAUUAUAAGCUUCUUAUAGCUACUCCAUGAACAGAAGUGUAGGCUAACUUUUUGGAUAAAUUAUUCAUGGUGAGUCACUCAUUCAGCUCUACUGUGAAUCUCAUUUUUUUGUAUGGCUUCAGUUUCCUGAGAUUUAGUGCUUCUCCUUUUUUCCUCUGUGCAUCGCUAAUUUAUGCACCAGAAGGAUGCAUUAAUCCGAAGAGGCAGCCAUCCAAAAAAAGAGAUGGUCCAUGUGUUCCUAAGAGAAAAAUGUUUGAAAAAUAGAGGAUGUGCAAGUUUCUGCAACAUCAGGGAAGCUGUGAUUUAUGAAUUAUUGAUUGCUAUAGUUUUUCCCAAGCAACUUUAUUUUAGCCUGUGAAGCACGUGCUGUCUUAGGAACUACUGUGCAGCAGAUCACUCUGUCAGAGAUGUGGACUACCUCCAUAAGGAAAAAUACAUAGGUUUAAAAUAGUGAGCUAAACAGCACAGAAAAGCAUUAUCCAACCUUUAACUUGGUAUUUAUAAUUUCUGCUGUACCAAAUUCCAUGUUGGAUAUCUUCACAGUCAAGUGACUGGCAUCCAGGUCAGGUGAUCAACUUCUAUGGAUCUACUUGUCCAUGAAGAAGUGGAGGGAGAGAGGCAGGGAAUGCUCUUUGGAAAUGCAACCAUUGGACUGCAUUCCUGUUAAUCAUACCCAUAUUAUUGUGGGAAAACUAUUGAACAUUCCUCAAGAAUUAAAGACUGAAAUAGUCUGUUGUGUUCCCUGGAUACAGAUAUUGGAACCACUGUCUUUUCUGACCAAGGUUCUAAAUGCUGUGUUGGCUGAGAAAUUUAAAUCCAUGCUUAAUUAAUUUCCCCUUUUCCCCUGGCUUAUCCUAUCUGACAAAGCACUUUUGCACUCCUUAUUGAGUUUCUGUUACGAAGUGCCUUGGGAUACUUCUACAUGAAAGACACUACAUAAGCUUACAUGCUCAUUUUGUAUUAUUAUUAAUUUCAUAACAUUGAUUGGUUCUAGAGCAUUUGUUAGCCUUUUCUUAUUCUGUAACUCGUGUUUCACAAAAGUAGAGAAUAAAAUAAAUGAAAAGCAAAACAAAGAGUUUCAAUUACCAAUUAGAUUCAAUAAAGCAUGAAAAUUUCUCUGUUCUAAAUUUCAGGCAUUGAAAUAUUUCUUAAUAGAAUUCAAUGCCGAAAAAAUCUCUUGAUUUUAAGAAAGCCAAGAUUUCACUAAGAAAACUGGCUAAUGUUGUUGUUAUCAUCCAUCUUCUCCUGAAAAAUAGGACCAUCUUUCUGCAUAAAAAUGUAUAUUUUUAGAAAGAUAUUAUCUUAAGAGACAAGGUGGGGUUUAGAAUUUUUUUUUCUCUUAGUAAAAUAACUAAAAAUCCUCUUGCUUUGCACUGACUUUUCAGACAACAGACUUUUCUUCCAGGUAUACACAAUGUACGUAAUGAUUUAUGUGUCAAACUUACAUUUACUUUAUAUAACUAUAGGCCUUAAGGAAUCCCAACUUUCAGUGAAAUAUAAAUAAUUUUCUUUAUACAUGAACACUAUUAACAUUUCUGUGUUAUUAGUUCAAAUUUAUUAGGGUUAUUUUAACAGUAUCUACUGUAUGUGCUGUAGCGUUGAAGCAUAGUAUGCUAAACUUAGUGUUUCAAAACAGAACUGUUCCUUGAAGUCUUGAUCAUUUAUAUGUCAACAACAUGAUUUAAUUUUUUAUUUAGGAAUGUACUGCUGUGGUGUUUCCACUGGUAGCUAAGCUACCUUAAGAAAAGUUGAAUCUUUUCAUCACAAGCUAAACAUGGCAAACAAUGUGUGGUAGAAGUGAGUGCUGAAGCUGGGAGAUCUCUGUUCCAUACAUUCAAGUUUGAACCUGACACAUUUUGGGCAUGGAAGCUCUGUUGUAUCUAUCUUCUGUAAGAAGCAGAAUGAAGAGGUCUUCUCUUAGACAAUUUUGUCAUGGACCACUGAAAGGACCAGGACCUUCAGCUGUGUUCAAGAUUAGAAUGGAAACCAAAGUAAAGUGAGGAAUAUUGGAGUGAUGUAUUCUCAUUACUGUGUUUUAUUUAACAGAUGGGAUACAGUACAAUGAACCAUCUGUAGGUUAUGGAGUGGCAUCUGGGUCAGACCAAGGAAGAGCAAAUGGGAUUGAUCCAAGCACAGAAUUGCAAAAGAAUAGAUCAGUUUGGCUAAAUCCAUGUCUGAAUAGAGGGGGUACCUUUUCUGAGUUAGAUACAGGUGAAACCAAGUGGUUUAGGCUUCUGUCACUGAUGAUUAAUGUAGAGUCCACAAGGUGUUUCAAAUCAUGGAGAGCAGCAUUGCUGUUUGGUGGGAAUAGUUACACUUCCCCUUACAUUCUGCACUGUUGCAUUACUUCUUCAAAAGAAAGGAAAAUUACUUUUUUAUCUGGACCUGUUUUUCCAGGGGUUGGGAGACAUUUUAGAUAUUCAGAGAAGUUGAACUGUUCAUUGUGAAUGUACAGAGUUAUGAUUUUCUUGAAUAGUUUAGCAGAGAGAGGACUAACAGAGCAGAGUGAUCUGGAUGUCUUCUUGUUAGAAGUAGUAACUGGACAAUUCACACUUUUGUGGCUGCCUAUUGAUUAGGAGGGUGAGAAACCAGCAAAGCAACCCUGCAAGCAAUGGAACUGAAGCAUCUCAGAAAGUCUGUGUUACUAAAAUGUAUUUCUUAACUUUACCUGUAAUGUUUGAAGAGGUACAUUCAUAUAUUGUGGCAUACAAGUAUAUGGCAACAUGCUAAAAAGCACUUAACUAACUGAAGUAGUUAUUCUUUAUUUUACAUUGCUAAAUAUUUUCCUGGUUUCCUUUAAGAACUAUUAAAUUGCAUGUAUGCAACUAUAACUGAGCUCUGUUUCAGCCAGUAAUGGAAUGAAGAGAUUUUGGUAGAUGGAAUGAAGAGGUUUUGGUAGAUGGAAGGGAAUUUGGCCAGUCAGGAAAUGCUCAUGGCAUGAAAAAAAAGGUCUGUUCAUGCCUAGCUGCAUUCAGAAAGGACUGAUUGUCAACUCUUUUUCUGAACUUUAUAAAGUUAGCAGAUUUUAAAGAAAUAUUUGUGUGAAAAAAGCAGUAGUAUGGCAGAUGACUGGAGAAGGAGGUGAAAGUGGUACUCAGAUGAUGGAAGAACUGAGCACGUGAAGAAAAAUCACACAAAAAAGCUCCAAGGUGUUCCUCAGUAAGAACUGAGAUUAUGGUUGAUUUGUGUAGCUAUCACCUUCACAGUGGUGUUAACCCACAGGACUGCUUAGAAAUGAGACAGAGACUGAGAAAUCUGUUUGUUCCUAGCUGGCAUCUCGAAAACCUGUCAGGUUUGUCCUUUGGGCUUGGCUUCUGUUUCCACAAGAUUUGGUCAGAGACUGAUUUUCUGGAAACUGCUGUGGAAAAGCACGUUUGACAUAAUCCUGAAUAAGCACAUUUGGAACAGAAACUGAGGUGGACUCUUGCAUUUCCAGGUGUCUCAUCUGUCUCCACUGGCAGAAAGUGUGGGACCCUUGCAGUCCUUAAUGUGCUUUGCUGAAACAAAUUUGCCUACAAAUGCUCCAUGGCUAAGAAGAGAAAAGCUGAAGAUCAGAUAUCAGGCAUUCCUGUCAACAAAAGGAAGUCCUUAUUAAUGAAACCCCGCCACUACAGCCCCAGCUUGGAAUGCAAAGAGGAAAAUGAAGACAGGACAGAGUUACAGGAAGAUAUCAGUGUCCUCAAAAGCAGCUCAACUUCAGAGGAGAGUAUUACAAAAUCAUCUGAGGAAACCCCUCAUUUGGAUGGGCAAGAAAAUUCCAGUCAAAGAAAAGACAACUACUCCAGCUAUCAGGAUGCCGUGGCCAAAUCUUUGAUGAACAUGGGAAAAGUAGCAAAAGAUGCACCCAGUCAAGCAGUGGCAGAAAAUCUAAAUGAUAGUGGCAUUCAAUCAUUAAAAACAGAAAGUGAUGACGCUGAUGAAUGUUACCUGAUUAGCUCAGCUGAAGGAAAGGAAAAGACUGCUAUCUCUGACCCAAAAUACUGUUCAUCUGAGGAAAAUGAAAGUAACUCUGAAAUUAUGGACAACGAGUGGGAUAGCUCUUCAAAUUUCUCAGAAGAAACUAGUGUAAAGCCCCAUGUAACUCAGAAAUAUAUUGUAGAGUGUAAUCAACCCAGCAUCCUGGAAGUCCCAGAAAUUAAGAAGGAAGAAGUCGAAUAUGGUCCUUGUGAAACACUCUGCGACUCAGAAACAGAGCUAAGAGCACCCCAGGAGCCUCACUCUGAUCCUUUUGAGAAAAGAAUUCAGAAUCUCUUCCCUGAAAGUGAAGAAGAUGACAACGAGUGCCUGUCAGAAACCACAGACGUGUCAGUUGAGCUGGACAAAACAAAAGGCAACUUGAGUUUGCUAGAGCAAGCAAUCGCUCUGCAGGCAGAGCAAGGGCAUGUGUUCCACAGCACCUACAAGGAACUGGAUAGGUUUCUUCUGGAGCAUCUAGCAGGGGAAAGGAGACAAACCAAAGUUAUUGACAUUGGUGGGAGACAGAUAUUUAGCAGCAAACAUUCACCCAGGCCUGAAAAGAGAGAAACCAAAUGCCCCAUCCCAGGAUGUGAUGGCACAGGGCACGUGACUGGGCUGUACCCUCACCACCGCAGUCUCUCAGGCUGUCCACAUAAAGUUAGAGUGCCACUAGAAAUUCUUGCCAUGCAUGAAAAUGUUUUAAAGUGUCCCACCCCAGGAUGCACUGGAAGAGGACAUGUCAACAGCAAUCGCAACACACACCGAAGUCUUUCUGGUUGUCCAAUUGCUGCAGCUGAAAAGCUGGCUAUGUCCCAGGAAAAGAACCAGCUCGAGUCUCCAAAAUCUGGGCAGGGCCAUGAUCAGACUCACAGGACAAAUUUAGCAAAGCAGCCUGAGCUAUCUCAGUUCAGUUACAGAACUUCACAGCCAGUCGCUUCCUCCAGAGGCACCCCGGGGAAAGAACAGGAGAAGUUUGGGAAAGUCCCAUUUGAUUAUGCCAGUUUUGAUGCACAAGUCUUUGGCAAACGCACAACAGCACCUGUGUCACAAGGUCGAAAAACUCCUCAGUUUCUUGAAUCAAGGCAUUUUUCAAAUCCAGUGAAAUUUUCUAAUCGACUGCCUAGUGCUAGCGCCCACACACAGAGCCCUUGCCAUGCCAACUCUUAUAGCUACGGUCAAUGUAGUGAAGACACCCACAUAGCAGCAGCUGCUGCUAUCCUGAACCUUUCCACCCGCUGCAGGGAAGCAGCAGAGAUCCUCUCCAACAAACCACAGAGUCUGUCUGCCAAGGGAGCUGAGAUAGAAGUGGAUGAAAAUGGCACACUGGAUUUGAGCAUGAAAAAGAAUCGAAGCCAAGACAAAGUUAUGCCUCUCACUUCUUCCAGCACAGCACUUCCCACUCCCUCCUCUUCUCCUUUCAAAGCAAGUAGCAUCCUGGUAAAUGCAGCCUUCUACCAGGCACUUUGUGAACAGGAAGGCUGGGAUACACCAAUCAACUACAGCAAGACCCAUGGCAGGAAAGAAGAAGAAAAAGAGAAAGAUCCAGUGAGUUCUCCAGAAAACAUGGAAGAAAAGAAGUACCCAGGAGAUGUCUCCAUACCAAGUCCUAAACCCAAGCUCCAUUCAAGAGAUCUCAAAAAGGAACUCAUCACCUGUCCAACCCCAGGAUGUGAUGGUAGCGGUCAUGUAACAGGAAACUAUGCCUCACACCGCAGUGUUUCUGGGUGCCCAUUAGCUGACAAGACACUAAAAUCCCUUAUGGCUGCUAACUCUCAGGAGCUCAAGUGCCCAACACCUGGCUGUGACGGCUCUGGCCACGUGACAGGGAACUAUGCGUCCCACAGAAGCUUGUCUGGCUGUCCUCGUGCCAGGAAAGGAGGUAUCAAAGUCACUCCUACCAAGGAAGAAAAAGAAGAUCCUGAACUUAAAUGCCCAGUGAUAGGCUGUGAUGGCCAAGGUCACAUAUCAGGUAAAUACACUUCUCAUCGCACUGCUUCUGGUUGUCCUUUGGCUGCCAAGAGACAGAAGGAGAGUCCUGUCAAUGGGUCUUCGCUAUCCUGGAAACUGAACAAACAGGAGCUGCCACACUGUCCUUUGCCAGGCUGCAACGGGCUGGGUCAUGUUAAUAAUGUUUUUGUCACCCACAGAAGCCUGUCUGGUUGUCCUCUGAAUGCACAAACCAUAAAAAAGGGCAAAAUUUCGGAAGAAUUAAUGACUAUCAAGCUUAAAGCAAGUGGCGGUAUUGAGAGUGAUGAAGAAAUAAGACACUUGGAUGAAGAAAUAAAAGAACUGAAUGAAUCCAAUCUCAAAAUUGAAGCUGACAUGAUGAAACUUCAAACUCAGAUCACAUCUAUGGAGAGCAAUUUGAAAACAAUAGAAGAGGAGAACAAACUCAUAGAGCAGAACAACGAGAGCCUGUUGAAGGAGUUAGCUGGCUUAAGCCAAGCCCUUAUCUCCAGUCUCGCUGACAUUCAGCUGCCGCAGAUGGGGCCAAUCAGUGAGCAGAAUUUUGAAGCAUAUGUAAAUACACUCACAGACAUGUACAGCAAUCUGGAACGGGACUAUUCCCCCGAAUGCAAAGCUCUGCUGGAAAGUAUCAAACAGGCAGUGAAGGGCAUCCAUGUGUAGGAUGUGAAAGCUGCUGGGCAACAGAAAUUACUUAACAGCAGUAAACUCCAGAUGGAUCUGUUAGGAGUUCAUGUACUGCUAAGGGGUGUAGGUUGCCAUGCUGCAUUUACAAUUGCAACAUUGCACUAAUUUUUUCCCAGCUGACAUAAAAAAAGAAUAAAACCACAACAGACUAUUUGUAUUAACAGCAAUGCACUCUGUUAGUAUAUUGUAUUUAUUUCAGUACAAUUUCUUUUUUUUUCUUCUUUUGCACUCAGUUUUUGUAAAGUGAAUGUAAAAAGUGUGUGCGACUAUUUUUUAUAUUUUUUAUUUAUUUCUAAUCAAAGAGUUGGUUUUUUUAUCUUUUAACAGCAUUUUUGCGGCCUGCCAUAUUUUUACAAAUGUGUUUAUUAAUUUAUUUUCCAAUGGGAUUUUAAAUAGACUGAAAGUUAUACUGUAAAUUAAAUAACUUGCUGGGUUUGUACAGGAAGAAAAAAAAAACCUAUGAAAGUAACAAAUGACUGAACCGUGGUUCUAGUUUUAUUUUCCUCACAUCCUGCUUUUUUAUAAUGGCUUUGUAUCAGAAAUGGGUUUGCAGUAACAUGAGAUGCGAAGAUGCACGGAAUGAGAAGAUAAAUGGUGCCCACUAGUGGGGAGCUUGGGCUCUUAAAAGCACAGUAUGCUGGAAAACAGUGUGUUAAAGAAUAUGUUAGCAAUAAUGAAAUAUAGCAAUCAGCAAAGCACUUGACUUGGCUGUGUGAUUUAGCCUAUGAGAAUGAUUAUUUAAAAUGUUUCAAGAGAACUUCAGAUUUAUUUUACCACUGCAGCUUUUGUUCAGAGUUAGCUCAUGGAGGGAAAUGACAAUUAUCUCUAAACAAGAAGGGUAAUUAGGUAGGUACUGGUACUUUUUUAGUAUGAGACAUUGAGGUUUUAAGCAAGUGACCAGUAUUGCAAUGGAUUUGGAUUUAAAAAAAGCAAACACAUCCCAAGCUAAAGGCUUUGUACAUAAUGAGUCGAACACAUCUCCCCUGAAAUGGCAUUUAAUACUGGUUUGAAGGUAAUGGCAGCUGAGAAGGCAGCGGUCUGGAGGGCAACAACACCCCUCUGGCACCACGGUGGUCGCUUGUCCCUUUGAAUGACCGGUAGCAACACCGUGACUGGUUUCUCCCAUCCUUCUUCACUAAGACUAGGCUGAUACUGAAUUUGUCACCAGUCUUCUGGUAGGGUCCCAAGUGCUACAGAGCAGACAGACAGGUGGAGGUGUGGACAGACAAGCACUUGCGCAGAGGUGCAGGCGUGCGCCUCGGUAUCUGGUUAGCCUGGGUGUGGAACUUCUGAAUCCGUCAGAAACUAGCGGUUGCUAUAACAGAGGCAAUGUCUAUUUCAGGGAUUGUAAGUAAUUAAGCAUUGUUUCAGAAGUUUUUUUUAUAUUUAUUUUUUUUAAGAAAAAGGUAUAAACAACCAGCUAAACUGCCUUUUUUGUAUGCACACACACCUCAUGUGCAUAUGUGCCUCAGUGUAAAUGUAUACAUGGAUCUAGCGUGUGUUUAAUUUUUCCGUGCUAUAAUGAAAGUGUUUAUUUUUAUUAGCCGCAUUUAUAUUUAGAUUGAAUAUGAUGGCAUUCACAGGCUUGACAUAUACAAUUAUAUUAUUACUGUUCCUGCACAAAAGUACUAUUCAGAAGUGAUUCAACUCUCAUGCACUGUGGUCACUGUUCUGCAUUAGGUGGGGCUUGCUUUUUGUUGGGGGGUUGAUUCAACUCUCCGAUCUUAGUUUAGACAGGGGAAAAUGUGUGUUCUUAGGAGCUGUGUUUAUUUUUAAAUUGAUUUUUCAAAAGCUACCAUAUGUGCUGUCUAAUAUAAAUAGGAGAACACCAAACAAAAAUUUGCUAUUAAAGUUAUUGUUCUUGCUAAAAACUCAAAAAGCAAACAUUUGUUAUACUUGUUAAAUGCAUACAAAACGAGUUCACUCAUUACAAAGACUAAAGUUUAAUUUACUACAUAUUUUAACAAAUUUGUUAUAUAUUUUAUUUAAUUAAAAAAUUCUCUUACUGACCUAUGUAUUUAAUAUUAUGAUUUACAAUGGCUUCAGGUUAAUUUAUCUGUGUUUGGUUGUUUGCUCAGGAUGUUCUGUGAAGUAUGUUUGUAUUUAUUUGCCUCCCUCGUAUUUGAUGUGUUUUGUAAUGUGCACUGUUUUUUUUUUCUUUCUGUUUUUCUUUUUUUUUGUGUUUAAAUGCAUUGAUGAGCUAUACUGUAAAUUAGACCUUUUGUAAAGAGCAAUGAUGUAUGCAUUUUUUAAUUUGGAGUAGUUUGUAUACUGUUUCUUCAUACAAUUAAUAUUUCUUACAUCAAAACAACAAAAUUGUGUUCUGUGCUGUACAUUUGGUGUAUGG
Motacilla alba alba is the source of this 10017-nucleotide messenger RNA. RefSeq names its product ST18 C2H2C-type zinc finger transcription factor (gene ST18). Gene Ontology annotation, cellular component: nucleus. The coding region runs from base 4587 to 7646 and encodes 1019 amino acids. NCBI's taxonomy places the organism in Eukaryota, Metazoa, Chordata, Aves, Passeriformes, Motacillidae. Gene Ontology annotation, biological process: regulation of transcription by RNA polymerase II. Gene Ontology annotation, molecular function: DNA-binding transcription factor activity, RNA polymerase II-specific; zinc ion binding; RNA polymerase II cis-regulatory region sequence-specific DNA binding. The record is from RefSeq and is a predicted model, not a curated record. The transcript has 19 exons.